This is a messenger RNA of Phlebotomus papatasi, 572 nucleotides long. RefSeq names its product 60S ribosomal protein L24 (gene RpL24). Gene Ontology annotation, cellular component: cytosolic large ribosomal subunit. The record is from RefSeq and is a predicted model, not a curated record. Lineage: Eukaryota; Metazoa; Arthropoda; Insecta; Diptera; Psychodidae. Gene Ontology annotation, biological process: cytoplasmic translation. The transcript has 3 exons. Gene Ontology annotation, molecular function: mRNA binding; structural constituent of ribosome. Bases 65 to 532 code for a protein of 155 amino acids.
CGAACACUUUGCCUUUAGCGACAUCUAGACGACUUCCGGUUCUUUUACAUGUGGAAAAUCGACAAUGAAGAUCGGACUGUGCGCUUUUAGUGGCUACAAAAUCUACCCCGGCCACGGGAAAACAAUGGUCAAAGUCGACGGAAAGACAUUCACAUUCCUCGACAAAAAAUGCGAAAGAUCCUAUUUGAUGAAGAGGAACCCGCGCAAGGUGACCUGGACGGUGCUUUACAGGCGGAAGCACAAGAAGGGUAUUGAGGAGGAGGCUGUAAAGAAGCGUUCUCGUCGUACCCAAAAGUUUCAGCGAGCCAUCGUUGGUGCUUCUCUUACUGAGAUCCUGGCCAAGAGGAACAUGAAACCUGAGGUGCGAAAGGCUCAGCGUGAGCAGGCAAUCAAGGCGGCCAAGGAACAAAAGAAGAGCACGAAAGCUGCCAAGAAAAUUGAGAAAGCCCCGCCAGUUAAGAAGGCUCAGCAGAAGCAGAAGGCAGCCAAAAUUAGCCAGAAGGCUGCUCCUCGUGUCGGUGGCAAGCGCUAAAUUGUCCCUCAGGCUUAAAAUAAAGAGAAUCCUCUGAAAA